This is a messenger RNA of Plasmodium berghei ANKA, 4560 nucleotides long. Its product is annotated as conserved Plasmodium protein, unknown function. NCBI's taxonomy places the organism in Eukaryota, Apicomplexa, Aconoidasida, Haemosporida, Plasmodiidae. Bases 1 to 4560 code for a protein of 1519 amino acids. Gene Ontology annotation, cellular component: plasma membrane. Gene Ontology annotation, biological process: positive regulation of protein targeting to membrane; intracellular protein transmembrane transport; positive regulation of vesicle fusion. The transcript has 16 exons. The record is from RefSeq and is a predicted model, not a curated record. Gene Ontology annotation, molecular function: calcium ion binding; calcium-dependent phospholipid binding.
AUGCCUUGUAUUAUUAAAGUACGAAUUUCGGGUAUUAGAAAUAUCAAUGCCUUUGAAAAAUAUGAAAUAGAUUCUUUUAAAUACCUUGAGGUAACAUUAGGGGAAACAAAACAAAGGACUAAAUUUAAUAUUAGUAAAACAUCGAAUGAUUUGAACUUGUCGUUCAGACUCGAAAUAUCUGAUGAUUCAGAAUUACAAACUUGUCCACUUAAGAUAGCGAUAGAUGAUGCUGAAGAUAUAAACAGUGGAUACAUCCAAAUAGAUUUCAGUUUUUUUUAUUUCCAUGAUAAUCUAAAGUUGGAAGGAUGGUUUCCCCUAUAUGAUUCAUUGGAAGGAAUUAAAGGUGAAUUAUACUGUACUAUAAAAUGGGAAUUCUUUGAAGAAAAAAAUCCAUAUAAUGAUAAUAGUGCAGUUCUUCUUCUUGGUACAACUUCCUUUCCAAAAGGGUCCCCCUAUUACAUCGAGGAAAUAAUAGGCUUUGCACAUGAACUUAAAAUAGUUAAUGAUCCUGAAUAUGAUUGGAAGGAUUUUAUUAGAUCAAGCAGAAAUUCCAAUGAAGCCCGAUGUGACGUUAUACAAAAUUCAUUCAUGGAAGUUAGAAAAUAUGUUGGAAAAAAGGCUAAAAUAUUAGGGGGAAAUGCAAUUUUAGGCUAUCGUGAGCAUUUAAAUUUGGAAGGAAGUACAACAAACAAAAUUUGUAUCCGUAUUAUAGGGACAGUUGUAAAACUGGGAGUGAAAGGAUUUAAUAACCUUAAUUAUAUUAACAUUUCAGAAAAUAAUAACAUAAAAAACAUUUUGAGAAAUAACGAAAUAUUUUUGAAAAAUAUUCCUGAAAAAUAUAAAGAAAUUAAAUUUAAUAGAAGAAAUACAAUCCAUCCUAAUUCAACAUCCUAUAAUUUUGUGGAUGUCAUUCUGCUUACUGUUGAUUCACUUCCGAAAAAUAUAAAAUACCAAUAUGGAGGUUUAGUGGCAUCAAAAUCAGUUAAGGUUUUGCACCCAAGGCUUACAGAGCAGCAUAGAGAUGAAUGGCUUCUCGAAAUUAGAGAUGAGCUCAAAUCAAAUGCGACAUUUCUUUCGUGCAAUGUCAUUUUGGGUUAUAAAGAAGAUGCUUAUAUUUUCAAUGAUGUCAUUGUCCUUUUUUGUUAUGGUACUGCCAUAAAUGUAUUACCUUCGUUUUUUUACGAUGACAAAAUUAUCGCAUUCUCGCAUAACGAACAAAAUAAGCAUUCACAAAAAGAUGAAUCAGAAAACUCAAGAAAAAAUAGUAGUUGCAUAUAUUUGCAUUAUGCUUCGAAGGAAAUAGAAAAUAGCAAUAUAUUUUGCAGAAUAUGCAAUGAUGCAUCUGUACCUAAAAUUCUUAUUUCUUCAUCCAAUGCCCCCAAAAAUUUAGCCGUCAUAGGGAACGGGUUCUUAAUUUCGGCUUUUGUCGUUUAUCCAUUGAAAAAGAAUCAUGGGGAAAAUCUCGCAUCAGAGAUCAGCGAAAUUCUUCCCUUCCUGGAACUGAAUCUGCACAAACAGAUCAUAUGCAAAUUACUCGUUAACGGGUUUAAUAGUAUUUUUGAUUACAACCUAAAAUUGUGUUUUAAUAAUAAUUAUUUAUUUGGAUAUUGUUAUGGAACUGGGAUGUGUACAUAUGGAAUAUAUUAUGAAAAUAAAUUUUUAAUAAAAUCAAAUUAUAAGGACAAUUUUUAUAUACGUAAUAAAUGUGUAAAUGCUGAUGAAUUAAAAAUUAUAUAUGACAACAUAAAUUAUAGAUCUUUUUUUAGUAAAAAUAAAAGUUUGGUUUCGCCUGUUUUUAUUAAUGGAGAUAUUAUAUAUAACAUUGAAAAUGACUACAAAAAGGAUGAAAACAAUUACAAAAAUUAUGAAAAUAAUUACAAAAAGGACGAAAAUAAUAGUAAAGGAGAAAUCGACAAACCAUUUAAACAAAACUUUAUGAAUGUACUUAAUUCUGAUAUUAUAAAUGUUGAUAAUAAAAAAAUUUCAUAUAAAUAUUCAAAGACUGAUUUUAACGAAAAUGCAUUACGAAUUAAAGAACCCCAUUUUUACUGUCAAGAUGUAAAUAAGACAAUUAAGAAUGAUAAUUAUUUUAGAUUGAAAGAAAUAUAUUUAAAAGAAGAAAAAGAACUGCUAAAUGAGGAUAACUAUAGUGAUAACAUAAAUGGAGGUGAUCAAUUUUAUAGAAAAAAAAAUAUUAAUCAUAUUGAUAAUUAUACAAAAUUAGGUAUUAAAGAAAGAAAAAGAAUUAAAAAAAAAAAAGAAAAAAAAAAAGCAAGAAGAAUACAAAAUAAAGGUUAUAUAUACGAAGUAGAGGAUCAUCUAGAUAAUAUAACAUUAUUAAAUAUAUAUGAAGAUAGUAUUGCAUUAUAUAAUUAUGUUUUUAAUUUAGAUAUUAAAAGUUACCUUCUUAAUAAGCGAUAUGAUAUAGCUACCCCUGCAAAAAAAAAUGAAGUACCUAUAAAAAAUAUGUUAGAAAAUAUAAAGGACAAAAAAGAGACAGAAAAAACGAACUAUACAGAAAAGAAACAAAAUUGUGUAAAAAAAGAAAGUAUGAAAGAAAAACACAAAUAUGAUAAAACAUUUUUCGAUGAACAAAUAAAAAUAAAAAUACCUAUUUCUAUAGACAUAGAUAAUAAUACAACAAAAUGUGAAAAUAAUAAAAAAAAUAGCAAUAACAACGAACUAGAUAAAAUGAAUAAAUAUGAAAUAGUAGAAGAAAAUAAAAAUAAAAUAUUAGAUGAUGAAAAAUAUCCAAAUGAUAUAUUAUUAAAAAAAAAUACAAUUUUAUCACUUCCUGAAAAUAGUGAAAAUAAUAUUGCCUUAUAUGAUGAAUAUAAAAAAGAAAUAAUGACAAAUUAUUCAAAGUACUUUUUUUAUAUUUGUACUUUGGAUUUUUUGCCAAGUAUAAAAUUUGAAACAUUCUAUGAACAAAUAAAUUGGCGAAAUGAAAAUGAACAAUACAACAAUGCUAUAUCGAAUAGUGAAUAUUUAUCUGAUUCAAAAUUAUUGAAAUCUCCAAAAAAGACAAACAAAAAUAUUCAAAACACACAAAUGGAAUACAUACAAAAUUAUGAAUAUUAUAAUAAAUUAUUGAAAAAUGAACAUGUAGAUGAUGGUGAAGAUAGUAUUGGAGAAUGUCAUCUUAUAUUGCCUAAUCCAAAAAUGGAGAAUGAACAAAAAAAUGAUUUGGUAAAAAAUAAAAUAAAUUAUAUAGAUGAAGAAAACCGGAAUUGCUCACUAUUUUAUCAAGACGGUAAACAAUUAUUAUCGUAUACGACAGAUAAAGAAAAUUAUUAUAAUAUAAUAUAUGAUCAUAAUUCUAUAAUUAAAAAAACUAUAUAUAGGGAACAAAAAAGAGAAAAAAAAAAAGAAAAAAAGAGAAAAAAUAGAAGUAAAAAUACAUAUUUAAAUAAUUUAUCAAAAAGUUAUAUUUAUUUAAUUAAAAGAAUUAAUUUAUUUGGAGAAAAUAAUGAUGAAGUGGAUGUAAUAUAUGAAAAAAUAAAUAAAGCUUUUAACGAUUUGUACAACAUAUUUAUAUUCUAUACAUUUGUUCAUAACUUAUAUCCUUGUUGUAUUUGCAGUAUUCGAUUACACUUUUCUUUCAUAGCAUGUGAUGUAUUAGAAAUAAUGCUAACUGGGCAUUUAAUAAAAGUUAAAAAUAAUAAGGCAAUACAUUUUGAAUUAAAAAAUUUGGAUCAAUCAAUGCAAGAAAAUUUAUUAAAACAUUUUUUCAACCAUUUGGAAAAUUAUUAUAUGGAACGAUCAGAGUUUUUUUUUAAUUUUGAUAAUUUUUUUUCUUCAGAAAGAGAUGAUAAAGCUAGUUAUAUAAGAAAUGAAUUAACAAAAAAGGAGUUACCACAUCGUGGUCUUAUUUUAGCUAGUUACAAAAAAAAAAAAAAAAAUAAUAAUUCUAAUUUAUUAACACAUAUUAUUCCAAAUAUUGUGAAAUACCCAUUUUGUGUUAUAGUUGAUAUGAUUAGAAAUAUGUUUAAAAGUAAUGAAACAAAAAAGAAGAAUGAAAAAGAUAAGGAAAAAAAAAAAAUGAAAAAAAAUGAAAUUUUCCACUUAAAAGAUGGGGUGCAAAAAGAAAAAGACACCAAAAAAAAUAAGAUAAAUAAAUUUAAUGCCUUUUUAAAAAAAGGAGAUAAAAAAAUUAAUCAAUCUUAUGAUAUGGGAAAUAUAUAUGAUAAUCUAUUUAUGUUUAGUGAAUUAAAAAAUUAUAUUAUGUUAGAAAAUAAUAAGCAUUUAUUUGAUACCUUCAUUGAGCAUAAAUUUUCAUCUAUUAUUAUAACCCCUUUAAAUAUUUUACCAAAUGUUAUAAUUAAAAAAUAUUUCGGAGUCAUAUCUUUACAUAUAGUUAAGGAAAAUAUUAAUUUAAAGAAAUUUGAUUUUUUUUAUCAGAGCUUAAUAUCCGAUAUAUUGUAUAUAGCCAAAUCUCAUAUUAAAGCUAUUGGUGCAAAUCUAAUUUCAUCUUUUAAAAUUACAAAUAUAUUUUUAAGAGAGGAAAAGUCGCAUGGAUAUGCUUUGAUAAGCAUUUGUGGCGACGUCGCCAAAAUAUGA